Sorex araneus (European shrew) is the source of this 348-nucleotide messenger RNA. Its product is annotated as 10 kDa heat shock protein, mitochondrial-like. Gene Ontology annotation, cellular component: mitochondrial matrix. The transcript has 2 exons. Lineage: Eukaryota; Metazoa; Chordata; Mammalia; Eulipotyphla; Soricidae. Bases 1 to 348 code for a protein of 115 amino acids. Gene Ontology annotation, molecular function: protein folding chaperone; ATP binding; protein-folding chaperone binding. The record is from RefSeq and is a predicted model, not a curated record.
AUGUUGGAUACAAAACACGGGAGUGAGGUAGUCAGCGUCAUAGCAGGACAAGCAUUUAGAAAAUUUCUUCCACUCUUUGACCUGGUAUUAGUUGAGAGGAGUGUGGCUGAAACUGUAACCAAAGGAGGCCUUAUGCUUCCUGAGAAAUCUCAAGGAAAGGUGUUGCAAGCCACGGUGGUUGCUGUUGGAUUGGGCUCAAAAGGGAAGGGUGGAGAGAUUCAACCAGUUAGUGUAAACGUUGGAGAUAGAGUACUUCUAGCAGAAUACGGAGGCACCAAAGUUGUUCUAGAUUAUAAAGAUUAUUUCUUGUUUAGAGAUGGUGACAUUAUUGGAAAGUAUGUAGAUUGA